Molecule: messenger RNA, 1259 nt
Organism: Telopea speciosissima
Lineage: Eukaryota; Viridiplantae; Streptophyta; Magnoliopsida; Proteales; Proteaceae
Product: cytochrome b561 and DOMON domain-containing protein At5g47530-like
Exons: 3
Coding region: 1-1191 (396 amino acids)
Source: RefSeq, a predicted model, not a curated record
AUGGCUACAACUUUCAAACCUGUUCUAUUGUUCUGCGUUCUUAUAUCCCUGUUUUGCUCAUCCUCUGCUCAGUCUUGCUCCAACUACAUCUUCUCCAGUAGCAACAAAAUCUUCAGCAAAUGCAACGAUCUCCCUGUCCUCAACUCUUUCCUUCACUGGACUUACAAUUCAUCAUCUGGAACCGUCGAUAUCGCCUAUAGACAUACUGGAGUCUCUUCAUCUCGAUGGGUUGCUUGGGCAAUCAAUCCCGAAUCUACUAAUAUGAAAGGAUCUCAGGCUCUGGUUGCUUACCAACUUGUUGAUGGAAACAUGACUGCUUACACAUCAUCUAUAGACAAUGAGGAGCCAUCUUUGCAGCAGAGCAGCCUGAGUUUUAAUGUCGCCAAUCUCUCAGCAGAGUUUCUGAAUAACGAAAUGAUAAUCUAUGCCACUGUAGAGCUUCCUAACAAUAGCACCACCGUGAAUCAGCUCUGGCAAGAUGGUCCACUUUCAGGGAACACUCCUUUGAGUCAUCAACGUACAGGUGAUAAUGUAAAUUCCAGGGGGACUCUUAAUUUUCUGUCCGGAGAUUCCACCACUGCUUCAGGAAACUCGAGAGCCAGAAGAAAGAACGUUCAUGGAGUAUUGAGUGCAGUCAGCUGGGGAAUUCUAAUGCCUAUUGGUGUCAUUAUAGCUAGGUACUUGAAGGUGUUCAAGUCUGCAGAUCCAGCCUGGUUUUAUCUCCACAUUGCUUGUCAAUCCUCUGCAUACUUAGUUGGGGUUGCUGGAUGGGGAAUAGGUCUCAAACUUGGUAGUGAAUCUUCUGGCCUUCAAUAUAAUUCUCACAGAAACAUUGGGAUUACCCUAUUUGUUCUUGGCACACUUCAGGUGUUUGCUCUGCUUUUGAGACCCAAUAAAGAUCAUAAGUACAGGCUCUACUGGAACAUUUACCAUCUGUCAACUGGAUACUGUGUCAUAAUCCUUAGCAUCAUCAACAUCUUCAAGGGCUUUGAUAUUUUAGACCCUGAGAAGGAGUGGAAGAAUGCCUAUAUUGGUAUUAUUGUCUGUUUGGGCAUCAUUGCAUUGAUUCUGGAAGCCAUUACUUGGUUUAUUGUUCUGAAGAGGAGGAGGUCCAUAAGCACAGAAAAAUCUCACCAGGGUGUGAAUAGGGUGAAUGGGGAGAAUGGAGAGGGUGCCAGACCAGGAGUGUAGAUUAGAGAGAGAAAGACUGAUGUGGGCUCUGUCCACAGAAGUUUUGUGUUUUUUCUCUUGCUAUUUAU